This is a messenger RNA of Solea solea (common sole), 4650 nucleotides long. RefSeq names its product transmembrane protein 201 (gene tmem201). NCBI's taxonomy places the organism in Eukaryota, Metazoa, Chordata, Actinopteri, Pleuronectiformes, Soleidae. The transcript is spliced from 11 exons. Gene Ontology annotation, molecular function: lamin binding; actin filament binding. The coding region runs from base 111 to 2066 and encodes 651 amino acids. Gene Ontology annotation, cellular component: nuclear inner membrane. Gene Ontology annotation, biological process: nuclear migration along microtubule. The record is from RefSeq and is a predicted model, not a curated record.
GUUCCGUUACAGAAGCGUGCACAAAAGAGGAUUUUGCCGCGUGCGCUUUGGCGCUGUGUGAUGUUGUUCUAACGCCCCGUCGCCUUGUUUACCGGUAUUUUCUAUAGAAAAUGGAGGCGUUUAGCCAAAUAAUUUUGGAAUAUCCUGAGUUAAUGUACGGAGGAGUUGGAGUCACGGCUUUUGUCACCGGUGGAGCGCUCAUAUACAAAAUUGCCACCAGAAAGAAGCCAACACAUGCAAGUGUGAACUGCUGGUUCUGCAAUGAGAACACAGUGGUGCCUUAUGGGAACAGAAACUGCUGGGACUGUCCAAGCUGUGAACAGUACAAUGGUUUCCAGGAGAAUGGAGAUUACAACAAAACCAUCCCGGCUCAGCACAAGGCAAAUCUGAACCAUGGUGUAUCUGGAAGCCUUCCCUCAUCUGAGACACCGAAGAUACUACAGUGGGUCAACUGUCAGAUGCUCUUGUGCAAGAAGUGCAAUAAUAACCAGACUCUAAAGAUCAAGCAGUUGGCCUCAUUUAUCCCUCGGGACGAUGAAAAUUACGACGAGGAAAUUGAAGCAUACAAGCACCACCUGGAACAGACCUAUAAGUUAUGCAGGCCAUGCCAGACAGCAGUGGAGUAUUACAUUAAAUAUCAAAACCGACAGCUGCGUACAGUGCUCCUAAACCAUCAGCUUCGACGCUCUGUGAAGAGCUUUGAAAAGAACUCCUAUUCUCUGUCUCCUCCUCUGGGGGUCACACUGUUGCGUACUCUGGCCUUCCUGGUUUGUGCUUUCCUAGUUGCCACAGCUUUCUGUGAAUUUCCAGACCAGCCUCUGUCAUCUAGUGGCCCACAGACAAUAAACGAUGGUGUCACUCUUAAAACCCUUAACGAAUCCACCUCCAAAAACGAUAGCAGUGGAAAUUUACCUGUAUGGCAGGGUCUGCUGGAUCUCCUCCCAAACAAUGUCACACAAAAUGUAUUGCUGAUUUGGCAACAUGGAAAGGACAACCAGCUGGUUGUGGUCUCUGUUGGCCUGUUGACUUGCCUUACUUCAAUCUUCUUAGCAGGAUCUGCAAGACUGAGGAGAAUUGAUGCUGUGGCCUCUGUCUUGUGGUUCCUCGUUCUGUGCCUCUUCCUGGCUGAUAGCUACUGGCCUGGUGCCUUGGGUUGGAUGGACACAGCCAAGAACAGUAGCAUCACUCUGUGUUGCCUUGUCAGCUUUGCAUCUGCUCUGGCAACUCGAAAACCACAGGGUCUGCGAAGAGGCAAAUAUAGAAGAUACCUUGCAGGCAGCUCUGCAACUCCCACAUUCAGCAACCAGGCUCCUCUGUUCUUUCCUCACCCGGCAGAGUCUUUCAUCCCCACUCCACCCCCAAAUCUUUCCAAACUCAUCAGCUGUCAACAGAGUCGUCACAAAUGCAGCGAUUCUCCCUCCUCUCUGCCUGGACGGUUGAGCAGAACCCUCUGCCUUGGCACCAUCCCUUCCAUCAAACGGACAGAUUCUGGUUACCUGUUUAGUGGAAGUAGACCAACCUCUCAAUAUACAGACUCUCCACCCUCAGACUACUUUUCACUGAAGUCUUGGAGCCACCCAUCAUCCCCGAGUCACUCUCCAACCCCUUCAAUCGCUGGGUCGUGCAUCUCCAGUUCAGAGUCGGCCAGGCGUCGUCCCCUCAUCAGCCCAGCUCGCCUCAACAUCUGCAGCCAGAAGCAGUGGCAUUUCUGUCCAGAUCCAGAACCCAAGCUCUUCUCAACCCCACCCGCAUCUCCAGCAUAUUCUACUGUUGGACCCGACUCUCCCAUUUAUAGUGGCCGUUUUUCACCCGACAUUUCCCCUUUCCAAAGCCAAAAUGAUUUGAGUUUGAGACAUGGCAGCGUGAUUGAUAAGGAAGAGAAGAGUGAGAGGGCCAGCUCCUCGGGCUCAUCCUCGUGCGUGGUUGGCACAACAACACAGGUGCCGGAGAGUACUCCUCCCUCAAAAGGUUUAUUCAAUCGUCUCAGCUUGCCGGGGAUUCUAACGAUGAGCCUGGCUGCCAACCUGUUCCUCACCUGCUUCUGUAUGUACCACUACUGGACAUGAACUUUUAACGGAUCAGAUGCUGUCUUCAUGACUGUUUAGAAAGUGCCAGAAAGCAUCAACAUUAGGGCAGUUACUUUGUUUCUUGGCCCUUAGUAAAAAAUACAGGCGUCAGCUGCUGAUUGUUUUUCACAACAAUACCUCCCUUUUGUUGAAGAUGCGAGAAAAAUAAACAUCAAAUACUGCACUUUUAAAUGUGUGGUUUGUGACUAUUUGAAGAUAUUUUUCUGCUUUUGCCUCAUUUCAUAUUUGGCUUAGUCGUGAACUGUUACUGUGGAAGUGGACAUAUUUAUUUAGAUAAGACACCAACGGAUAACAUUUUGAUGAAGCUUUGAGUUUGCAUGAACAAGGGAUCCAAGCAGUUGAGACAGGACUUUGUCUCUAACAUAAGUCUGUCCAAAUAUGUGAGACAAGGCCCUUGUCUGUUGUCUGGUGUGCUGCUUUUGCCAAACAUUGGGAUGCAUUAAGUAGCGUGUUAUUUUUCUUUUUGCAUUUUUGAAAUUUGUACAGAAAUUUGCAUUGUAAUCAGGUUUGCAACUAGCGAUUAUUUUCAAAAUGUAUAAAUCAACAAGUGUUUUGGCCCAGAAAAUAUUGAAAGCUGUCAAUUUGUUUCCCUUAUCAUCCACAUGAUGAUGGUGUCUUAAUACGGUGCAUGUUUCACCUCAUUUUUUCAGGUUUUCCCUUUUCAUUUGUGACCUGUCUGUGUAUUCAGUGGGGAUAGAUUGUCAGAUUGCAUCCUCCUGUCUAUUCUUUGUAAUACAGUUUACAUUUAACAUUUUUAAUAUUGUGGUCAUUUAGAUCAUACACCAGAACUCACAGUUAAAACAGAAAAAAUGGUUAAUUUUCUGUUGUCGCUGAUAUUCAUGGCUGAAUUUGUACGGAGCAAAACUCCUAUGGUGCAAUACAAAGAUUAUAUUUAUAAGUGUAUUUAAAUUUUUUUGCACUUUUCUCUUUUUUUUCCCCUGUGCUCAUUUGUGCUGAAUCAUGAAUGUCUAAAAUCAUAUCUAUGAUUUGAAAUUGUAGUAUUAGAAAUCUAGAGCACGUAUGGUUAUUUGUGUGGAUGCUGAACUGCUUUUCCACUACAUGGUCCCGACACUUUUUUUUGCUUUCCAUUAGCAGUAGUACCUGGCCCUUUCCUUUCGUACCUGCUCUGCUCUGGCAAGCGAGCUGAGCCGAUUACUAUAUGUGACGUCGUCAGAAUGCCGUCCACUGAUUGGCCAGAGUGCCGUCACAGGAAGAGGCAGAAGCGCGAUGUCCGACACAAGAAUCGGAAUGAACAAUGCCAAACUGUAGAUCAAUUAAAAAUACUGAAAACAUCAGGAGCCUGAUGUAUUUAUGAUGGCGAGCCGCAUCCCAAUCCUAGCCGUUGUAUUUCAGUUCAGUGUCUGUGCUCCGGUCAUGCAGGAAGUAUCAAAAUCUUUUCAAUGAACUGAUUCUAAUGAUUCAGUACACUGAAAGUAACUGCUUUACAAGUCACUAGUUUGUGUGUGUCGCGUAUGUAACAAAGUCACGGCAGUGUAAACCUACCUUAACUGUGGAGGCGGGACCAUGUAGUGGAGAAGCGCCAAUCGUCUACAGCAAGUUAUACGUGUGUACGUGUGUGAACAGGUUACAGCGUUUUCAAUGUAGAAUAUUGUAUGUUGGGGCUUUUUGGUGUAUUGUUUUUUUGCAAGAAAAGUUUUGCAUUGAUGAAUAAACAUGUACUUGAUUUUAAAGUACAGUACAGUUACUGAAACACUACUGAAGGACAAAAACACUGUCAUAUUGUCUUAAGUUAUGAAUAAUAGUCGUGAAAGCUAUUACAACUUAUCGACAGACUGAAUAUGCAAUGGUGCAUUUGUACGUGACGUGUAUCCUGGCCUAUGUUUAUUUCUUCUCUGAAGAAGCUCAUUAAUUGAAAGAUCAGGUACAUGUUGUGAAAGUUCAUUGUGUUUUUUAGACAACAGGAAUUAUUCCUUUACCUUGACGGCAUGUAUCUUCCGCCUUCCUCACAACUUAUCAGCUGUUGUUGCUGAUAAGAACCUGUGCACACGUUUCUGGUUGUGUAUUUUUUUCAGACAAAAUAUGACCCUACCGGCUUUCCAUACACGUGUCCUUAUUUCCACCGUUAGUAUUGGUUUUCUUCUGCGUGAAUGACUCUGGCCUCUUCCCAGUACAUUACGUGAUUCUGUCCUUUGCCCACAAUGCUGUAACCUGUUCACACAUGUAUAACUUCCUGUAGACAAUUGCCACUACAUGGUCCCGCCUCAGCUCGGCACAGCUCAUUAUGCUGAACGAGACAAAUCUCAUUUCAUUUUAGUAUAAAAUGUGUGUCUGUAUGAAAAUUGAAUUCGUAUUUAUUGUCAGAUUUCCGUUGAAGUGUAUUACUGUACUUUUGCAGCUGUGUGUGUGCUUUCCAGUCACCUUUAUGUCGAGUCAAAGCUUCUUCAUAAUGCGUUAAUAUUCUCACUAAUGGUUUGAAGGGUUGUUGUGUUCAGUGAUGCCAAUGUUUGUCUGCAAAAGCUGUUUUGGUCUGAGUGAUUGUAAGAAACGAUGCAGGAUUGUUUCAUGUGGACCAAUACUUUUUGAAUAAAGUGUUCCGUUUCUA